Molecule: messenger RNA, 850 nt
Organism: Glycine soja
Lineage: Eukaryota; Viridiplantae; Streptophyta; Magnoliopsida; Fabales; Fabaceae
Product: dirigent protein 1-like
Exons: 1
Coding region: 117-677 (186 amino acids)
Source: RefSeq, a predicted model, not a curated record
UUGUCACAACUUAAUGAUUCUCACAUCGAGUCCGAGAAGCAUUCCUAUAGCUAGUAGCGGGAAAUCACUCUUCACUCUCUCUGGGCUAUUUGCUUUCUUAGGGCAUCUCCAGCAAUAUGGCCAAAUCCACUUUCUUCAUCUGCCUUAACCUUUCAUUACUCUUCUCUCUAGUCACGGCCACUUACUACUCAAGUUUAACCCCAACGCUUCUGGGUUUUCGCGAGGAGAAGUUCACCCACCUACACUUCUUCUUCCAUGAUGUCGUGACGGGCCCAAAGCCCAGCAUGGUGUUUGUCGCCGAGCCCAACGGGAAAGCGAAGGAUGCCCUUCCGUUCGGAACGGUGGUGGCGAUGGAUGACCCUUUAACCGUGGGGCCCGAUCAUGACUCGAAACUUGUGGGCAAGGCACAAGGAAUUUACACUUCAAUAUCGCAGGAAGAGAUGGGGCUAAUGAUGGUGAUGACGAUGGCGUUCACCGAUGGAGAGUUCAACGGAAGCACCAUCAGUGUUUUGGGGAGGAACAUGAUCAUGAGUGAACCUGUUAGGGAAAUGGCUAUUGUUGGUGGCACGGGGGCUUUUAGGUUUGCACGUGGCUACGCUCAGGCAAAGUUUUACUCUGUUGAUUUCACCAAAGGAGAUGCUAUCGUGGAAUACGAUGUAUUCGUCAACCAUUAUUAAGUCCUACGUACCCCUUUUAUAGUGGAAUACGAUGUAUUCGUGAAAUAGGUGAUAGCUGCUUAGAACACCUUGCAUAAGACUUAAAUUUCUUUGGGUCUUUGUUCUAAAUUCCCUAAUGUUAUUUUCUUGACAUUAUUGUUAGCUAGUCCCUCCCCCUGAUGUUUCCUUCUUAA